Kogia breviceps (pygmy sperm whale) is the source of this 8461-nucleotide messenger RNA. Lineage: Eukaryota; Metazoa; Chordata; Mammalia; Artiodactyla; Physeteridae. The record is from RefSeq and is a predicted model, not a curated record.
CUGCCAACAUGGCGGCGCCCGUGGUGACUGUCUGGGCUGUGUUCGCCUAAGGUGGGAACCGAGGCGUAAGGAGCCGCAGGCCAGAGCCUAGGAGCAGUUAAACCCCUGAGCCGGGCUCAUAGGGGCAAGAUACGAGGCCUGAUAUCCCCUCUACCCGGAUUGGUAGAUUUCGACUUGCCGGGAGCCGGAAGGGCCUUCCCUCCUUUUGAAGAAUGGCUCCUUCUUGGCAGAGGCUGGGUUUAUAUGCCUCUCUUCUGAAAAGGCAGCUAAAUGAUGGUCCAGAUGUCAUCAAAUGGGGAAGGAGAGUGAUUCCAGGAUGUUCCAGAGGUAUUUACAGUGCCACGGGAAAGUGGACCAAAGAGUAUACGCUGCAGACAAGAAAGGAUGUGGAGAAAUGGUGGCAUCAACGAAUAAAAGAACAGUCCUCCAAAAUUUCAGAAGCUGAUAAAUCAAAGCCCAAGUUUUACGUGCUUUCCAUGUUCCCUUAUCCUUCCGGCAAGCUGCACAUGGGCCACGUGCGUGUGUACACCAUCAGCGACACCAUUGCACGCUUCCAGAAGAUGAGAGGGAUGCAGGUUAUCAAUCCCAUGGGAUGGGAUGCAUUUGGAUUGCCUGCCGAAAAUGCUGCGAUCAAGAGGAAUCUACAUCCAGAAAGUUGGACUCAGAGUAAUAUUAGACACAUGAGGAAACAACUUGAUCGACUGGGCCUGUGUUUCAGCUGGGAUAGGGAAAUAACCACGUGUUUACCAGAUUACUACAAAUGGACUCAGUAUCUCUUUAUUAAACUCUAUGAAGCUGGACUGGCCUAUCAAAAAGAGGCCUUGGUUAACUGGGACCCAGUGGAUCAAACAGUGCUUGCCAAUGAGCAGGUGGAUGAACGUGGCUGUUCGUGGCGUUCUGGAGCAAAGGUGGAACAGAAGUACCUCAAACAGUGGUUUAUUAAGACAACUGCUUAUGCAAAGCCCAUGCAGGAUGCGCUGACAGACCUUCCGGAAUGGUAUGGAAUAAAAAGCAUGCAGGCCCACUGGAUCGGGGACUGUGUGGGCUGCCAUUUGGACUUCACAUUAAAGGUUGAUGGGCAAGUCACAGGAGAAAAGCUGAGCGCCUACACGGCCACCCCCGAGGCCAUUUACGGCACCUCCCACGUGACCAUCUCUCCCAGCCACAGACUCUUACAUGGGCACAGCUCUCUGAAGGAAGCCUUUCGGAAGUCUCUCAUCCCUGGCAAAGAUUGCCUCACGCCCGUGAUGGCUGUGAACAUGCUCACCCAGCAGGAAGUCCCUGUUGUCAUCUUGGCCAAAGCUGACUUUGAGGGCUCUCUGGAUGCAAAAAUAGGAAUUCCCAGCACCAGCUUAGAGGACACUGUCUUAGCCCAAACCCUGGGCCUGUCAUACUCUGAAGUCAUUGAAACCAUGCCAGAUGGCACAGAGAGACUGAGCAGCUCUGCGGAGUUCACAGGUAUGAACCGGCCGGAUGCAUUUCUAGCGCUGACUCAGAAAGCCCGGAGGAAGAGAGUGGGCGGAGAGGUGACCAGUGAUAAACUGAAGGACUGGCUGAUCUCUAGGCAGCGGUACUGGGGCACACCCAUCCCCAUGGUCCACUGCCCGGCCUGCGGUCCUGUGCCUGUGCCUCUGGAGGACUUGCCUGUGACCUUGCCCAGCAUCACCUCUUUCACUGGCAAAGGAGGCUCCCCACUGGCCUCGGCUUCAGAGUGGGUGAACUGCUCCUGCCCUAGGUGCAAGGGAGCAGCCACGAGAGAGACAGACACGAUGGAUACCUUUGUUGAUUCUGCUUGGUACUACUUCAGAUAUACCGACCCUCAGAAUACUCAGAGCCCUUUCAGCACAGCGUUGGCAGAUUACUGGAUGCCUGUGGAUUUGUACAUUGGAGGGAAAGAACAUGCUGUCAUGCACUUGUUCUAUGCAAGAUUCUUUAGUCAUUUUUGCCAUGAUCAAAAAAUGGUCAAACACAGAGAGCCUUUUCAUAAACUGCUGGCCCAAGGCCUUGUCAAGGGGCAGACAUUCCGCCUACCAUCUGGACAGUAUCUACAGCGAGAGGAAGUAGAUCUCACAGGUUCUGUUCCUGUUCAUGCAAACACGAGGGAGAAGUUAGAGGUGACUUGGGAGAAGAUGAGCAAAUCCAAGCACAAUGGCGUGGACCCCGAGGACAUCGUGGAGCAGUACGGCAUUGACACCAUCCGGCUCUACAUCCUUUUCGCCGCCCCUUCUGAGAAGGAUAUCUUGUGGGAUGUAAAGACCGACGCUCUCCCUGGGGUGCUGAGAUGGCAGCAGCGUCUCUGGUCCUUGACAACUCGAUUUAUCGAGGCCAGGGUUUCUGGGAAGGUUCCCAGGCCUCAGCUGUUGAGUAACGUGGAGAAAGCCGAGGGCAGGAAGCUGUGGGAGUACAAGAACUCCAUCAUCUCUCAGGUGACUGCCCAUUUCACAGAGGACUUCUCACUGAAUUCUGCGAUUUCUCAACUGAUGGGACUCAGCAAUGCCCUCUUGCAAGCUUCUCAGAGAGUUGUUCUCCACAGCCCUGAGUUUGAGGAUGCUCUCUGCGCCCUGAUGGUGAUGGCUGCUCCCAUGGCCCCUCUCAUAACCUCGGAGCUCUGGGCAGGCCUGGCGCUGGUGCCGAGGAAGCUGUGUACUCACUACGCCUGGGACACCAGUGUGCUGCUUCAAGCCUGGCCAGCUGUGGACCCGCAGUUCCUCCAGCAGCCCGAUGUCGUACAGAUGGCGGUUCUGAUCAACAACAAAGCCUGCGGCAAAAUCCCUGUGCCCCAACAAGUUGCCCAGGACCAGGACAAAGUCCACGAACUGGUUCUCCGAAGUGAACUCGGUGUCAGGCUCUUACAGGGGCGAAGCAUCAAGAAGGCCUUCCUCUCCCCCCGAACCGCCCUCAUCAACUUCCUGGUGCAGGAGUGACUGCAGGGAUGCUGCGGCUACCACGAGGGCUUGAGGCACCUCCUCCAGCUUAACUGAGAUGAAUUUGGCAACAACCAAAACACAAUGAAGUAGAGCUGGGAAAGACUAGGACCAGAAGGGAAGGCAGGGACCGGAACUCUGGAGCAAAUAUUUAAGACGUUCCUAGAGUUGACUUGAGUGUACACAAUCUAAUUCCAUGUACCAAUAAACGUGGAUUAAAUAUAAGUGAACGGAUGAGGAUAUUUGGUACAAGAGGUGAGUGUUUUUGCUUGAUUGUCUUGUUUAUUCCAGAAGCAAGGUAAGUGGGCUUGAAUCUGUUGACAAGAUGAGUGUAGGAAGCCCUUUGUCUGCACAUGAUCUGGCCACAGCAAUGGUGAGUCCAGCCUCAAGGCCACUGGACUAACCAGCAUGUCUUUGCAGACCUUUUUCUCCAAGAGGAUAAAACUUUUAAAAACAAGAGCUCAUUGGUACUACUGAGAUGGUUGGUGUAAUGGAAAAAUUGAACAGAAAAAUCUGAUCCCUGGGGUGGGAAAUGAUCUCAGUCCUUUAUUAACUGCCUUGAUUAGGUCAAAAACUGGACUCAACAAGUUCACUUGCAUUAUGUCAUUUAAUUUCCACUAAAACCCUAGAGGGAAGGAAUUAUUCUCUCAUAAAUAUGAAGAUACCCAGGUUCUGAGGUUCAGUAAUUUGCUCAGUUUCCACAGCUAAGUAGAAGAACCGAACCCAAACCCAGGUCCUCUGGCCUCCAAAUCCCCUUAUGCCAUCCACUGUGUCUACCAGUCCCCUCACCUAGUUGCCCAUCUUGCUUGAAGUCAGGAAAAUUGAGAUGUUGGCUAGAAGCUUGGGGCUUACUAGGGAAGCCUCAUGACUGAAUGGAGUGGCCAUUAUUCUUAUUGCCUUUGCUGCCUUGGCUUAGGGUUUACUGAUUGAUGGCCUGAGGCUGCUGGGGGCAGAUGGCCCAGUGGUGUGAGCUAGAGGUUUGAGGCCACAUAAAGAAGUCCACCAGAAAUCCUUGCAAUCCACUCAUGGCCCACAGGCUUCUUGGCAGGCCAAUGCUCAGACAAGAUGGCCUCCAAACCAAAAGCUGAGGAUCCGAAGUUGGCUUUGGUUUUCAUUUCCAGGUGGUUUGAUUCCUGAACUGAGCCCAAGUCAGGGUUAUGAGGCCACUAGUGCACACGGACACGCAGCAACAUGCCACUGGGCUGAUGACAUUUCUGCUGGGCCACAGUUGGCCAUCACUCAGGCCAAAGAGGGCAUGGUUCCUGCACCAGCUGCCCUGGCCUCCACCACCAGCUGCCCUCUUGAUGUUUCUCCCCCUAGGAGGGAAGGGAAGGAGGCACACAAGGCUACAGGGUCAUUCUGUGCACCAGGAACCGUGCAAGGGGUUUGCUGGUGCUCUUAAAUCCUCACAUCAGUGCUACAAAGUGGGAAUUAUGACCCACAUCCUAUAAAGAAGGAAACUGAAGCCUAGAAAAGUAUAGCAGAUUACCUACAUCAUGCCACUGAUAACUGCUCGAGCCAGGAUUCAGCCCCAGUUCUGCCUUUCUGUUCACAGCUCAUGCUUUCUCUGCAGCCCCAGCCUGCCUUCCGAGAGGGAAGAAGUGAGAUGUCUUGGGAGGAAAUACAGCUCUUGUUCUUUCUGCCAUGGGAAUUCUGAACUGGAGCUCUGGCAUGUAUGUGGCCCCGCAGACUGGAGCCCCACACUCGUGAUUCACCUCCCCACAGACCCUCCUUAAAGAAGGGGGAUGGGCUUUUGUACCCUGAAUCCGUCCAUCACUGGCUGUGGGCCAACACCGGGUGGAGGGGGAUAGUUAGUAAUUUCCUGGGCAUCUUGGGAUGAAGGGACUCCCACUGGCUCAGGGAAGGUUUCCCAAGAGGAGCACAGCUGAGCCGUCGGCAGCCAGCAUGCACAGGAGCUGGGAACAGGCACCCCUGCUUGUGAGGAGGACCCGGGUGGAGCACCCAAGGCGACCACCACAAGGAGAGAAGGUGAGAGUCCUGAGAAGCAGUCCUGAGAAGCCUGAGAAGCAGCGAGUCUGUGGGUGAGGAAACGCUCUGGACAGACGCAGAGCCAUAAGAGAUGUGGAUGAACAUAGGGUGGAGUGAGGACAAGCUGAGCUGCCUUGGGCCUGCCUUGAUGCCCUGGGCUGGGUGGCUCUGGGCAGUGCUGCUGCAUUCAAGGCAGUGGGUGAGACCAAACCGGAAGGUGUCAUUCCCCCUUUUGCAGAUGACAAAACCAUGGCUCACACAGGCUGUGACUUGCUUAAGGUCCUACAGUAAGUGAAGGAGUAUCUUGACCCCCAUUCUGUGCUCAUUCCCCUCAGGGGCCCCUGCCCCUACCCUGCAGGAAAAGCCUGGUGAUACCACCAGGCAAAACAUAGCUCAGGAGAUAAAUAUUCUUAAUUGUGGAAACCAUCAGGGUAGACAAAAUGAGUAGAGUCUGUACUCCCGUUUCUUCCUGUGAGAAGAGCAAGCCGAAAACAUCUGUUUCAUGGGCUGAGUCCCUGUCUGAAGCUCAGAGGGUAGGCGGCCAAAGGCUCUCAUCCAAGCUGAUGAGUCUGGAGAUCGGAAUCUGGGGUGACCAACAAUGAGCAAGGAGGAAUCCCCCCAGGGUGGGUGGGCAGGCAGUGCUGGCAGGGAGGGGGCAGCCUGGAACGGCCGGGGAAGGGCCAGUCCUGUGGGCAGCAGCCUCGGAUCCAAGGGUGGGGCCAACAGCCAUCCAGAACAGUUAACCUCACUCCAGGCCUUCAUUGCAUCUGCCCACAUGAGGGAGCGGAUGCAGGGAUAACGAGGCCCUGCUGGGGUGGGGAGCCAGGCCUGCUGGAGUCACGCGCCUGGAACCCAACAGUCAUGACUCACCUCCAUGCGCCUCAAGCCCUGAACUUGAAUUCCAGUUCUUGUCUGGCUUCUGGAAGAGCAGGCCUGUGCCAGACACCCAGUGAUGCCUGAGAUGCCCCGAUAUCAGCAGCAAUAAUAACAUUUACCACUUAGCGAGGACUAGUUAUGUGCCAGGCCCUGUUGUAAGGGCCUUACCACAAAAGGGGCCCAGUUCAAGACCACAUGAGAGGCUGGCAGAGCCGUGAUUCCGACCCUACCCCACCACAUUGCUUCCCAAAGGCCUUGAUGCAAACCAGCCCUGAACCUCCUGGGUUUUCCAAGACAGCCCUGAUUUCUGGCUCUCAGAGUACCCUAGAACCUGCCAAGCCCACACUUCCUGAUCUGAGGACACCUGGGUGAGCACCUCCCUGCUGCCCAGGGAGAGGUCUGGGCUUUCUCUCUGAGCCUGGGACUGACCACUCCCAGGGAGCCCUCACCUUUGAGCCCCAUCAGUGAGACCUAGAAGUCAGGGGGUCAACUUUGCUCUACUCCACAUACUGCGAGGAGAAUCCCAUGGAAGGGGAGAGCUGGCCUGGGCCUGUGGGCACAGCGAGAGCUGCCUGGCCUCACAGCAGCCGGGCCGGUGUCUUCCCCAGAACAUCCUUUCCUCUGCCCACAGAAGAACCUCAUCUGGGAUUACUUAGGGGUGGUUCGCCCCAGCCCCCACUAAAGGUGGACUCGCCUGCCACACCUGCUGCAGCUGCACCCUCAUGGGCUGCCUCGGGACCAGGAGAAGAACCAGGCCUGGGCAGGGAUCCCCUUCCUCAGACAGGGUGAGGUGAGGGGCGAGUGUCCAGUGGGUAUAGUGGACACUGUGGGGUCAACUGGGGAGGCGGGGCCACCCAAAAGGUGCUAUUAUUCACUGAACCUGGAAUGUCAUUCAUCAGCGAAAAGGCAGCUCCCUUCCAGUAGAAACAGGGACAGGGUGGGCCAGUGGGGCUUUGCGAGGAGGGUUCCCCAGGGGGCUCGCUGUCAGUGAGCAGGACACAAGGCAGCCACCACGUGGAAAUAGGCUGAAAAGCCAGAUGUCACCAGGUAUCUCCAUGGUUAGUUGUCAGUUAACCUGUUAGUUAUCAGAUAACAUGUUAGCUUUCUAGUAAUAUCUUAACUGAUUUUUAUUAUGGCCUGAAUGUUUGUAGCCCCCUAAGAUUCAUAUGUUGAAAUCGUACUUCCAAAUGUAAUGAUACUAGCAGGUGGGGCUUUGGAGGUAACUAGGUGAGGUCAUGAGGGUGCAGCCCUCGUGGGUGGGAUUAGUGUCCUCAUGAGAGUCACAAGAGAGCUUGCUUCCUCUCUGCGAUCUGCCACAUGAGGACACAAGAAGUCAGCAGUCUGCAACCCGGAAGAGGGUUCUCACCAGAACUCGACCAAACUGGCACCCUGAUCUCAGACUUCAGCCUCCCAAGCCUUGAGAAAUAAAUUUCUGUUGUUUUUCAGCCAUGCAGUCUAUGGUACUUUGUUACAGCAGCCAGAACUAAGAUAACUACUAACAUCUUAGGAGUCAGUUCCCCUCUUAGUGAGUGCAGUAGACCUCAGUUACAAGUUACCUCAUGAUUACCUGCAACCCCUUAAUUGUGCAUUAACACCUUAGUGGUCUGCCAGUAUCUUGAUUGUCUACCAAUCAUCUUGAGCAAUAAUUUUUCAAAAAUUAUCAGCUGUUAAUGUAACUAUAACAGAUGAACCCCUAAGCCACAGUGGGCUUACUCACUCAGCAAACUUUAUUUCUCAUUCCCUAAGUCUAAUUCUCUGGAGAAGGGAGCAGGGAGGGAUCCUGCUCCAUCCCAUUCCAGCUUGAUGGAGGGACCCAGGCUGAAGGAACCUCCACCACCUUCACCUCUUGGCUCUCAAGUUACCCUGGAUGUUGAUAUCCAGCCCUCAGAUAUGGCCAGAGAGAGGUGGAAUUUCUUAAGGUGGUUUUUAUGGGCCGGGUCUGGAAAUGGCCAUACAUCACUUCUGCCCACGUUCUCUUGGCUUCAGGGGGCUGGGAAAUGUGGUCCCAGCUGGGCAGCCCCUUCCCAAGAACAACUCUGCUUAAGGGAAGGGGAACCCAAAUCUUCGGUGGGCAGCCACCUGCCUCCACCACCUGAACAAUCUUUGCUUUUACAUUCUUGGCUCUCUGUAAAUCUGUUAUCUUCUAAAUAUCUCAGUUGUCUGGUGACACCUGGGUAUAUAGGCAUCUCCUGAGUGACGACUGUUUACCUUCUAAGAGUGUGAACGCUGCUAACUGUGGCUCUGAAAUAACUCAUUCAUCGCCUGCCUGCUGAUGCCGGCCCUGCCCUCUGUCCUGGACUCCAGGACUCACUCCAGAAAUGAAUGAAAUCACAGAUCUGCUUUGUGCCACUUUAUAAAUGACUGAUUUUUUACUUCAAAGGUCCGUUUAUUGGUCUCUAGUUCUCCCCACUUUCUUCCUCCAUGAGAUUCACACAUUGAUUAAUGGAGACAGUUUGGAGUGUUUUGCUGGUUUGGAAGAAGUGGGGCAUUUUAAAAGGUAGAGAAAGGCACGUUUCCCACGUGCCCUGCUGGAAAACUGGGAAAUUCUUCAGAUUCCUGUUUCUGAAGGGUCAGGGCUGUUCAUUAACGGUAGAAAUGUGACACAGCCCUAAAUGCUUCACCUUGUUUUGGUCCUGGAGACUUACACCCCCACCCUACCCCAUCCCACCUCA